GGCAGUCACUCCGAAAUAACCUUCCUUCUCGGGUCACCUGAUCUACUUUUUUUCCGUCAGAGCGCAAAAUGGCGUCGAGCAUCUUUCUUCUCGCUCUGUUGAGUGUGUCGUGCUGUGCCGCAUGGGGAAAAUCCUGUGACGUUCCAUCACGGUUUUGGUGCGAAACACGAGAGCUUGCUGCUGAAUGUGGCGUGUACCACCAGUGCAAGGAACGUGAGUGGACGCAGUACCCGGACGCCCCUCUCGUGGACUUUACCCUGUACUACGAGACGCUCUGUCCCUUCUGUCAGCGGUUCUGGACCGUGGAGCUCUUCCCGACCUACCAGAAGAUUGGACACAUCAUGAACGUCACCGUGGUGCCCUACGGGAACGCGAGGGAACACAAAGAUGGGGACCUUUGGAAGUUUGAAUGUCAGCACGGGGAGGAGGAAUGCCUGGGAAACAUUAUCCAGACAUGCACCAUCGCCAUCGUACAGAACAAGACACAGUACUUUCCCUUCAUCAACUGUAUGGAGGGGUCUUCGGUAUCUAUCAAGGCAGCUGCCGAGAAGUGUGCCAAGCAGUUCCCGGUCCCCCUGGAAGAUAUCAUGAACUGCACCGUAAGCAAACGAGGCAACGAGCUAGAGCAUGAGAUGGCCGUCAAGACAGACAACCUCCGUCCUCCCCACACUGGAGUACCCUGGGUCACUCUCAACGGGGGCAAGAAACCAGCAGCGUGUGACCAGUAAGUUCUGGAGCAGACGUGGACUGAUGUAACUGGCAGGUUUCAGUUGUACAUUCACUAUAUUGAUGACGCGACAUGUUCCGCUAGACGCUGCUAAUGCUGGCUUUCCUUCAUGGAGGAAGUUCUAUAUGUUUAUAAUUAAUGUGUUACGUGCAAAAGUUACUCAUGUGAAUGAUUAUAAGUAUUUUGCACCAUCGUAGACAAUGUUCAUGUCAUUUCAUGACUCCAAGGUGAAAAACUCCAGUAUGAUUAUUACGACUGCUCUCAUCCUAGUUGGAAGAAGUAACCUAACAAAAUUAUAUAUAUGUGUUGCUAUAUUAUUAUGGUGAUGAGAAUGGAAUGUACCCCAACGGUCAAAGUAUAUUAUUUUGUUGAUACAGAGUGCGGCACAGACUCUUUUUUGGGGGUUUGUUCUGAGCUGACCAUCCUAGAACUAGAACUUACAAAUUGAACAUUUCAAGUUGAUUAUGUCUUUAAAAUGUGAGCCUGUGGGACAUGAUUAUUUUAUAUCAAACACCUUGCUGAUUUGAUGUUAAGCCUAUACGUACGCCCUAGGGUCAUUUUGUACCCUCGGGGUUGAAUUCUUCACAUUUUAGAAUACUUCUAGUACGAGCAUCUC
This is a messenger RNA of Aplysia californica (California sea hare), 1343 nucleotides long. RefSeq names its product gamma-interferon-inducible lysosomal thiol reductase. NCBI's taxonomy places the organism in Eukaryota, Metazoa, Mollusca, Gastropoda, Aplysiida, Aplysiidae. Gene Ontology annotation, molecular function: oxidoreductase activity, acting on a sulfur group of donors, disulfide as acceptor. The record is from RefSeq and is a predicted model, not a curated record.